AAAAAAAAUGCGCGUCAAAAUUAGAGCUUUUGGGUUCAAAUUUAAAAUCGAUGUUGAUUCUUGCGAUAAAAUUAAACAAGUCAAACAUAAAAUCAAAGAGGCUCACGGACCUGAUGUCGAUGAACAAGAAUUAUAUCUUGGAGGUCUAAGACUUGAAAACGAAAAAACCGUGAGCGAUUAUAAAAUUGAAGAAAAUGGAGAAAUUAAACUUCUUCGAAUUGUCGUUGGCGGCUUUCAAAUAUGUAUUAAGAAUAUUAGAGGGAAGGAAAUUACUCUUCAAGUACGAUCUACAUAUACUAUUAAAAAAGUUAAAGAACUAAUUUUUGAAAAGGAAGGGAUGGAAGUAGAUACGCAAAGGCUAAUUUUUAAUGGUAUUGAUCUCUUAAACGAUAAUCUCUUGUCAAGUUAUGGAAUUGUAAAAGGAAACACUUUACAUCUUGUUAGUAGAUUACACGGCGGUUCUCAUUUAAGUGUUUGAAUAUUCUUGUAUAUUAUUAGUUUUCGUCAUAUUUUUUUAUAUCAACUUUGUAGUAUGAUGGUUGUGCUAUAAUAAAUUCUUAAAAAUGUAAAAAAUUUAUAUUAAAAUUGCUUUUCGAUUUU
Molecule: messenger RNA, 600 nt
Organism: Rhizophagus irregularis DAOM 181602=DAOM 197198
Lineage: Eukaryota; Fungi; Glomeromycota; Glomeromycetes; Glomerales; Glomeraceae
Biological process (GO): protein ubiquitination; modification-dependent protein catabolic process
Cellular component (GO): cytoplasm; nucleus
Molecular function (GO): ubiquitin protein ligase binding; protein tag activity
Source: RefSeq, a predicted model, not a curated record